UACUUAUGGCUCAAAAUAAUAUCAGAGACCCUCCAAGAAUUAGCGUUGUUGUGCGUAAAAGGCCUCUCAGUGAGAGAGAGAUUAGCAAGGAUGACCUAGAUAUUAUUGAAAAGAGAGAUGAUACCAACAUCAUUGUCAAGGAAAGAAAAGAGAAGGUGGAUUUAACUAGGUAUAUCGAGCAGCAUCUUUUCACCUUUGAUGCCGUAUUCAACGAUACUGUUGGAAAUGAGCAGUUAUACCUCGAAGCAGUACAGCCCCUUGUCGCUGCAACUUUUGAAGGCUCAAAAACAACAGUGUUUGCAUACGGACAGACCGGAAGUGGAAAGACACAUACAAUGAUGGGAAAUCCUAACCAAGGAAUUAAUGGGAUGUACUUACUGGCUGCAAAGGACAUCUUUCACCUGCUUGAACAGGAGGAGUUUCAGUGAAUUGAACUGUUUGUCUCUUUUUAUGAAAUCUACUGUUCUAAACUCUUCGAUCUGUUGAACAAAAGGAAGUUCUUACAUUGCAGAGCUGAUGCCAAAGAAAGAGUUCAAAUUCAGGGUCUUAAAGAAAGCAAUGUCACCACGAUUGAUGAAUUAAUGAAAAUUAUAUCUUAUGGGCUCUCAGUCAGAACCACUGGAGUCACAGGGGCUAAUGUAGAUUCCUCUCGUUCUCAUGCAGUACUUCAAAUCACUUUCAAAAUAUUUGAAGGAUACAAAGGAUACACAAAGCAAGAGAAAAAGUAUAAGCUACAUUCAAAAAUGUCAUUUAUCGACUUAGCAGGCUCAGAAAGAGGAGCUGAUACAAUAGAUCAAGAUAAGAAGACCAGAAUAGAUGGAGCUGAGAUCAACAAGUCAUUACUAGCUUUAAAGGAGUGCAUUAGAGCCAUAGACCAGGAGAAGAAGCAUACUCCCUUCAGAGGUAGCAAGCUCACCCAAGUUCUGAAGGACUCAUUUAUCGGCAACUGUAGGACUGUCAUGAUCGCUAAUGUUUCCCCUGGUCUUUCAUGCAGUGAGCAUACGCUAAACACCUUGAGAUACGCCGAUAGAGUAAAAGAGCUGAAGAAGAUGAAAUCAGCUCCUAUUAGCAAAGAAGAUCACCUUGCUAAAAUGCUCAUGCUUCCAAGACAAAAGGGAAAUGCCACUAAAAUCAAAAUGAACAGCAAGGGGGAGGAGAUCCAUCAGCCUUCAGCAUUUAAGAAACCAAACCUUCACAGAGAAGUCUCUGCUAAAAUGCCUAAGACCAACAACUUUGUGGAAGAACGAAAGAGAGAGUACGAUGAAGAUGACUAUAUGGAGGAAUAUGAAGAUGCAUACCAGGUGGUCGCAGCUUCUAAACCACCAAUUCAAGAGUAUGACUCACCUAGUGAUGAAGAGAUAGCAAGGCUCUGCUCAAACCAUGAAAACUUAAUUGACCUUAUUCUUGAAGAAGAGGAAGAGGUCACUAAUUCUCAUAAAGAACAGAUUGACAGUGAAGUCGAAACAGUUAAGGAAGAAAUGAAGUUGCUUUAUGAAGUCCAAAAGCCUAACUCAGACAUCAAGUCUUAUGUAGAGACCCUCCAUGCAAUGCUAGACCAGAAAAUAAGGAUGAUGAUGGACCUCAAGAUGAAAGUAGAGCAAUUUGGAGAACACUUAGUGGAAGAAGAGAUUGAGAGAGAUAAUCUAAUGAAUAUCCUGAAACCUAGAGAGCAGUCUGAUUAUUAAUCCAGACAAAAAUAAUCAGUGAAUCAAAAUUGUCCUUAUCAGAUAUUGAU
Moneuplotes crassus is the source of this 1735-nucleotide messenger RNA. The record is from the annotation of a GenBank genome assembly. NCBI's taxonomy places the organism in Eukaryota, Ciliophora, Spirotrichea, Euplotida, Euplotidae.